Messenger RNA from Cladocopium goreaui, 4158 nucleotides. The record is from the annotation of a GenBank genome assembly. Lineage: Eukaryota; Dinophyceae; Suessiales; Symbiodiniaceae.
GUCAACAAGAAGAUUCUGGACGGGAAAGGAGUUAGUGUUGAUGAGGGAGCAGGAGUUCCCGAUUAUCGGAGGCCUGACGGCAACGAUGCCGAGGAGAAGAAAGCGGAGGCUGAAGUGGAGAAGAAGAAGAGCGACGCGUUGAUCAAGCGCGGACGGUCUACAGCUGAUCCGGAUUCCCCUCUGGCCGGCAUCGUUGACGCGAUGGCAGAGAAGAAGAUUGUCACCGUCUCCGCAGCCAAAGGGUAUGCAGCUUUGAAGAAGACGCUGCAGGUGAUAGACACCAAAGGAGGAAAGCGCAAGCUGGACCUGCACCUUCUCCACCUCCGCCUGAGCCGAAGGCACGCCCAACCCCCACCGGGGGCGGCGCUUCCUCCUCAGCUGGAGCGGCAGGGGGUUCUGCAAAACCACCUCCGAAGGGCCAUGUAUGACCACAAGGAGUUGCAUAUUGACAUCAAGAAGGGCACCACCAUUGAUGACAGCUUAGAUAAGCUGGACCUGACCAUCAGGGUGCUUUUGAACAUGAUCCGAACUUUGAAGUGCAAUGAGUUUCAGCGGUUGAAGGUCCAGAGGAAUUUGACUAGGCAGGACUGGUCAAAACUCGAGUUUGUGUUGGAUUGUGUGCAGCUGCCUGCUGAACUCAUGGCAGCAUCUUCUCAGGAUGAGAUUGAAGAAGAGGAUGUUUCCAGGCUCAGGACAGUUUCUGUUCUGAAUGAGCUUCCAGGUGCUUCUGAUAGUGCAAGUGCUGAUGGUGGUUGCUUUGCUUUGGUGCCUUUUCCUGUCAAGUCUGAGCAGAUGGGUUCGGCUCAUAGCUCUUUGAAGCCUUUGCCAUCUGUUUUCCAGAAGCAUUUUGCUGCUUCAGAGAUUUCACAAGAGGGAAAACCUAUUCCUGUGGAACGCUCCGCGCUUACUUCUGCCAGCAGCAAGAAGACGAAGCUGAUGGAGAAGAUCCUGCAAGAGGCGAGUAUCUAUGAGGCAGAUGCUUCAAACCUUCCCCUUCCCAAAAGCAAGGCAAAGAAGACAGAGAAGAAGAGCAAUCUUGGAAAGAAGAAGAGAAGCCAGAAGAACAAGAAGACCAAGAAGAUUGUCAAGAAAGUUCCUGAGCCAAAGACAAAGAAAGAAGAGCUGAAGAAGAAGAAGAAGAUUCAGGAGCCAAAAACAGAGAAAGAAGAGAGUGAGAAUAGCAAUGACUCUGCUUCUGCUCUCGAUGAGAACACGGUUUACAAGCCUGGUACUAUGGCCAAGAAGAAGGAGAUCUAUGUGAAGUCUCUCAUGGAGAAGAGUGAGAUGACCAGGCUGGAGGCUGCCAAGUCAUGGCAAAGUUCUUUGAGCAGAGCCAUGCUUUUGCAGCAUUUGAGCAUUUCAGAACUUGUGAAGAGGACUAGACAUGACAUGUCAAAGGAAGCGGAAGUUCGACAGGUCCUCGAAGAGAUGGGCAUCGACUGCAACCUGCUGGUGGAGAUUCAACUCUGUAAGGCCCAGACCUUCAAAGAACAAGUUGAACUACGCCUCCAGAAAGCUGAGCCCGACCACCAGACAAUGUUCCUUCAUUUCUCCGCGCAGGAGGCGAAGGAUCAUGCAAAGGCCCUGCUUGGUGGUCGCUGGCUUCAGGGCAUCUCCAAGCCAGACAAUUACAAGAGCAAAUGCCUCAAAGUCCACAACGACCUGUCCCUGGAGGAGCACCAAGUCCGCUACAUCCUGGAGUUUAUCCUGCUGCAAGUGCUGGUUUUGCCCCUUGCUCUGCUCAGGCAGUUCAUCAUGGAGGGCCUGUGCCACCUCACCUUGGAGCAUUUCCUGUGGAGAGAGCGAUGGAUCUACUUGCAAAGCCUCAACACCCAGACCUGGACCUACGCAGUGCCCAGCAACAUCUACUCCUGGCCCAGCAAAGGCAAGCAGUGCUUCAGGUUCCAGCUGGUGGCAAUGACAAGGCAGAGAACUGCUUUGCUUCGACUGGUUUUGAGGAAACUGCAGAUGAGAAUGAAGACGAUGCAGCUCUUGCCAGGGAACUCGAAGAACACUUUGGACAUUGUUAACCUGGAUUUCUUCCAGGCCUUCUCCAAAUUGUUUGGCACUAUAGGGGAGGAAACCAGCUCUUGCGCCAUGGCUUCAGAGGAACCCCCCCCAGCUCCUACAACUCCAGUGCCUGGAGAAGUGGAGGCUGGAGAAGUGGAGCCUGGAGAAGUGGAGCCUACAGAAGUGGUGCCUGCUGGCAGCAAGAAAAGACCUGCAGCUAGCAAGAAAGCUGUGAAACCUAAGAAACCGACCAAGCCAAAGGCAGUGACUAAGCCAAAGGCAGUGACUCCCAUGAAACAGCCCAAGCCAAUGGCAGUGACUCCCAUGAAGUCUAUGAAGAAGGCAAAGUCGGCAGCUAGCCCCAAAGGUUCUCCCAAGGCCAAGGCCAAGAGCAAAGCCAUGGCAAAGUCCAAGGGCAUCAAGAAACCUGCAGCUUCUGUGUCUUUGAAGCGUCCAGCUGCAGCACCUGCAGUCCAAGCUGGCCAGGCUCAUUCUUCGUCCAUGGGUUGGGCCAACAAGUUGAAGGUUGAAGAGGAGAAGACAGAGAAAGACUUUCAGGAACAUGGAGAAGAAGAAGAAGAUCCAGGUGCUCAGGAUAUGGAGGUAGAGCCCAGCGAGACCAACUUCCAGAUAGAUGAUUCGCACAAGGACAGGGCCAAGAAUAACAAGUUCAAGAAGAUGUUGAAUGAUGGCCAAUUGCCCAAGUGGGCAGAGGACGCCUGGAACGCCUCGUGCAAGUUGUCCACAGGGCGACCUGCUGCUCAGAGGAAGAUUGUCAACGCCAUCAUCUCCAGAGAAGAUAGCACAGGCAAGCUGAUCCUGAACUUGACCAACCCGGUCUUGGAUGAGUUGAAGAGCACCUACCAACGCCAGGAAUCCAAAGACAGCCACAAAGCCUUGACAAAGACUUUGUUUUGUGGCAAAUUCAACUUGAAGGAAGAUUCCUUUCAAGCUGGCUUGGCUGCUGGUGAAUUCUUUGAAGUCAUUGGCAAGGACGGCAUAGUGCGUUACAGUUGGCAGGUGCAAGAGCACACAGUCUCAAAGGGCAGUGAUUCCACAGUGACCCUCAAGAGUGAGACCUACUUAAGCAAGAAGGACGCAGCUUUCGAAAAGACACGUCUUGAUGGUCCAUUCAUUGGCCUUUUUCAGAAGAAUCAGGGACAGCUUGCCAUUGCAAGCCCAGCUGGGCAGCUUGCUUUGUGCGACAAAGAGAUUGAGUUGACACCUGAGCUUUGGACUCAGGCCCAAUCCCAGCUCAGUGCAGCCACGAAGUUCUGGGAGAACAACCUGAAGGAAGCCAAAAAGUUGCUCCAGCAGGUAGGUGUGGACAACCGCGACGACGAUCUAUACCAAGAGAAAGACAUCACUCAAAAACUCCAGAAGGAGAAGGCCAUCUUGGAUCACAUUUGGCAGUGGAAAGAGACUCCAGAGAACAGUGGAAAGCCCCUGACUGUGAAGAACUACGAUGACUGCAUGCUUGCUUCUGGCAAGGCUGGUGAGGCUCUUGAGCUUCGCUUGGCAGGUGCCAAAGGUCAGGCCAAUGCCAUUGCAGCUCGCCAGCGCAAAGCCAUGGAAGGCCUUUUGUCGGGAGCCUUAUGCCACAGCAUUGCAGUAGCUGCAAAAAAUGACAUGGACAAGAUCAAGGAGGACAAAGAGCUGCCAGACUUGGACCAGUUGGCUGGCCUCAAGCUUGGCAAAAGUUUGAUCAAAUCAGUUUAUGGAAAUUUGAAGAAAUCGAGCAACCUUCCUGAUCAAAGUGGCAAGGUUUGCUACUCACAAACCGAAGUUGGACAAAGCAUUGGCAAAGCACUUCUCAGCUUUUUCUUCUACCUGGCUUCAGUUGUUGGAGUGCCAAGACUUGACAAGCUCUCAAUGUUCCAGAAGGCAAAGGGAUUUCCUAAGCUGAAAGGGCGUGCAGCUGACAUACGUGGGCUGGAUAAAGCCAUGAUGGCAUGCUGGGAACAUCAUUUGGAUUCUGAUAACCCGCAGUAUUUGCAGAUUUCAGCCCUCUUGCAGUUGAAUGUUGAAGUUCAUGACGUGCUGGAUCGCUUUUCGCCCAAAAUGGGCUACUUGGCUUUGCCUGACAAUGUGCAUGCAGAAGUCCUUCCAAAAUGUUUUCAGAUGGUGCAGCUUCAUGUACAGCUACAG